AUGUUGGUCUUCUCAAGAGUUAUAUACAUCAUCUUGUCACUUCUUCUUUAUUCUGAAAGUACCUUUAUAGGUCCAGCAUUGUACAGGAGACCAACAACGUGUGGAAUGUAUAGUCCUCUAGGAAUUUGUACCAGAGAGUAUUAUCCAGUCUGUGGAACCAAUGACCGUACUUAUUUCAACAAAUGUGCUUUCUGUAUUGCAUCCAGACAAAGCCGUGGUUCCAUUAAUUUGGCACAUUAUGGUAAAUGCUGA
Messenger RNA from Peromyscus leucopus (white-footed mouse), 252 nucleotides. Its product is annotated as ovomucoid-like. Bases 1 to 252 code for a protein of 83 amino acids. Lineage: Eukaryota; Metazoa; Chordata; Mammalia; Rodentia; Cricetidae. The record is from RefSeq and is a predicted model, not a curated record. The transcript has 4 exons. Gene Ontology annotation, molecular function: protein binding.